Molecule: messenger RNA, 3444 nt
Organism: Penicillium subrubescens
Lineage: Eukaryota; Fungi; Ascomycota; Eurotiomycetes; Eurotiales; Aspergillaceae
Product: DNA-dependent ATPase RAD26
Exons: 3
Coding region: 1-3444 (1147 amino acids)
Biological process (GO): transcription-coupled nucleotide-excision repair
Cellular component (GO): nucleus
Molecular function (GO): ATP binding; ATP-dependent chromatin remodeler activity
Source: RefSeq, a predicted model, not a curated record
AUGGCUUCGCCAAAUUCAACCAACGCUGCCGCGGAGGCAAGCCGUCUGCAGGAGCUAAAUGCAGACGUGCGCAACCAGGACGACCUCGAACGAGACAUCACUCGUCAGGCCGACAAGUUCCUCGCCGAGAAGGCCGAGGAAAACGAUACGAAGAGACUGGACAAGGCGCUGAGCGACAAAGACAAGGUCGAUCGGCAGAUUCGACAGGCCAAAGACCGCCUGGCCAAGCACGUCGGAGCCGUCUCCCGCCACCGGGUCGAGAACGAACUCCGAAACCUCGAGGCGCGCCGCUCGGGACUGGUCAACGACAUCAAGGACAUCCAGAAACGGAUUGACGACCGGCGUGAGGCCCAGGAGAAUGCGGAGGGUAGUCAUGGACCCGGCCGGCUGCCGAACGAGACCCGCAACGAGUACCUCCUGCGAACGGGAAAGAUCACCCCGUUCGAGCUUAUGAGCAAGCCUGGCGCAGAUGGCUCCCUCGCAACUCUUCAGGAUGCCCUCGUCGACGCCGAAGACCAGCAGCAGGAGGAGGAAGAGCGCAAGAAGGCUCAUCACGACCCCAAUGCCUCUCACCGAAACCUUCUCCGUCCCGAGCUCGACUUCGACGAGACCAGCGAGAGCGCGGAGAGUCGCAGCAGCAAGCGGAGGAAGCUGGAAAGCCCUGCAGCGAAGAGAGGUCCCACGGCCCCGCGGGCUCGCUCACCUACCUCGCCCGAAGCCGACUCCGAGGCCAGCUACGUCGCCUCGGAGGGCAGCGUGUCAUCCGAGGAUGAAGAGUUCAUGCCAGACACCGUGCCGGAGCCGAAAACGCGAAAGCGCAAGCAGGGCAAGGCCGAGUCUGAACUUGAAGACCUUAGUGGUGUCGACGACGGCAACGAGAAGAUCUACCAGGCUCGCCUUCAGAAGUGGAUCAGUCGACGCAGUGCCGCUCGCAAUCGUGCCCAGGACACCCCCAUCAAGGAGGAAGAAGAUGAGGUCGAGAAUGAAUGGCUAAAGCCGCAUCCCACAGAGCCGGACCUGGAUCUCCAGAACGGUCUGUCCGUACCGGGCGAUAUCGCCAAAUACCUCUUCUCCUACCAGCGAACCGGCGUUCAGUGGCUCUGGGAGUUGCACCAGCAGUCGGUUGGGGGAAUUAUUGGCGAUGAGAUGGGACUCGGCAAGACGAUUCAAGCUAUCUCAUAUCUUGCAUCAUUGCAUCACAGCAACAUGUACACCAAGCCCGCGAUCGUUGUUUGCCCUGCGACCCUCAUGAAACAGUGGGUCAAUGAGUUCCACCGCUGGUGGCCCCCCUUCCGAGUUUCGAUUCUACACUCUUCCGGCAGUGGUAUGAUGAAUGUGGGGCGGGAGAGCAGCCGCGAGACGGCCCUGAUGUCCGAGUUGAUGGGGAGCUCCCACUCUCGACAUUUGUCUGCCGGCCAAAAGGCAGCAAAGAAGAUCAUCAAGCGUGUUAUGGAAGAAGGACACGUCCUGGUGACCACUUACUCCGGUCUGCAGUCCUAUGCGGAUGCUCUCGUCGAUGUCGAGUGGGGGUGUGCCAUUCUUGAUGAAGGCCACAAGAUCCGCAAUCCCGAUGCUGGCAUCACCUUCAGUUGUAAGGAGCUUCGAACUCCUCACCGCAUCAUCCUGUCGGGAACUCCCAUGCAGAACAGUUUGACUGACCUGUGGUCUCUGUUCGACUUUGUCUUCCCCAUGCGCCUCGGCACUCUUGUGACCUUUAAGAGUCAAUUCGAAAUCCCCAUUCGCCAAGGUGGAUACGCGUCGGCCACCAACCUGCAGGUUCAAACUGCCGCAAAGUGUGCCGCGACCUUGAAGGAUGCUAUCAGCCCAUACCUUCUUCAGCGGUACAAGGCGGAUGUCACAUCCGACCUUCCUCAGAAGACUGAACAAGUCAUCUUCUGCAAGCUGACCCGGGAGCAGCGAAACGUCUACAAACGGUUCCUUGGCUCAGAUGACAUGGUGUCUAUCAUUCGUGGAAGAAGGAACUCUCUAUUCGGGAUUGAUAUCCUUCGAAAGAUUUGCAAUCACCCGGACUUGGUGGACCGCCAAUUGCACGCGCAUGAACCCGACUACGGCAAUAGUGACCGCUCUGGCAAGAUGCAGGUUUUGAAGGGGCUUUUGGAGGUGUGGAAGGACACCGGGCACAAAACCCUGCUGUUCGCUCAGACUCGACAGAUGCUGGACAUCAUUCAGAAGUUCGUCGGGUCAUUGGGUGGAUUCAAUUUUCGUCGCAUGGACGGUAAUACUCCGAUCAAGGACCGUCAAACCAUGGUCGACGAGUUCAACAAGGAUCCCAAUCUCCACGUUUUCCUGCUGACCACCCGCGUGGGUGGUAUCGGAGUGAACUUGACCGGUGCCGAUCGAGUCAUCAUCUACGAUCCUGACUGGAAUCCUUCAACUGACAUGCAAGCCCGCGAACGAGCAUGGCGACUCGGUCAAAAGCGUGAUGUGACAAUCUUCCGCCUCAUGAUGAAGGGCACCAUCGAAGAGAAGAUCUAUCACCGCCAGAUCUUCAAGCAGUUCUUGACCAACAAGAUCACUCGUGAUCCACAACAGCGCGAAGGCUUCCAGGCAAGCGAUCUGUAUGAUCUGUUCUCGCUGGCAGAAGAGAACGACAAGGAACUGGAGACUACGAAGCUGUUCAAGAACGCAGACGUCACCUACCAGGAGGAAGACUCAACCACACCGCCUCUCAAGAAACGUGGCCAGGGCGGCAAGUCCAAGUCGCAGACUCCCAAUCCCGACGGUGAAGAUAUUAGUACGGUUCAAGGCGUUGCCAACGUUGAAGAAUUCACCAACGAUGCCGAGAACCAGGACGGGAAGAAAUCUGCCGAAGAUCGCAUCAUGCACGGCAUCUUUGCCCGCUCUGGCGUCCACGCUGCACUCGAGCAUGAUCAUAUCGUCAAUGGCAAGAGGACCGUUCGGGCUGAUCAGAAAAUGAUUGAAGAGGAAGCUCGCCGCGUGGCCGCUGAAGCUGCUCGCGAGCUGCGCCGCGCCGAAGAAGUUGCCCGCAGUACGCCUAUCGGCCUGCCUACCUGGACGGGAUCCUUCGGCAUUGCCGGCCGUACCGACGUCGGCGGUUCCAGCUCAUCAUCCCGACCUGCCGCUCGAGGCCCUUCAUCGUCAUCUCUACUCUCCAAUCUCAAUCCCGGUGCGUCUGCGGCGAUUUCUCGUACCCCGACUCCACAAGGCACGGGAACUCCGAACCGGAUGCCGCGAGGCAAGGACUUUUUGCCACUGAUCCGUGACUUUUUGCUUUCUCGUCGCGGGCCGGUUUUCACACAGGUUAUUGUUGAUCAAUUCAAUCACUACUGCACGAAUCCGCAGCGUGUGGCUGAGUUUCAGGAGAUGCUGAAGACGGUGGCUCGUCUGGACCGAGAUCGCGGAGGACGUGGUCGGUGGACCUUGAAGCCGGAGUUCGCGAAGAAAUCGGCGGAUGAGAAGUGA